This is a messenger RNA of Racocetra persica, 623 nucleotides long. The record is from the annotation of a GenBank genome assembly. NCBI's taxonomy places the organism in Eukaryota, Fungi, Glomeromycota, Glomeromycetes, Diversisporales, Gigasporaceae.
AACCUAGAGAUAUUCCACUAAACAUUGAUAUGAAAAAAAAAGACAUUUGUAUGAUUUGCAAAAGUGUUAUUGAUCCAAGUCUUAAAGACUCAAUUACAAUUUUAAGCUAUAAACAUUUUUACUAUAAAGAAUGUAUUGAACGUGCUAAUAUUUCUACUUCACUUACUGAAUUUACCGAACCCACGUUUACUGAAUCUAUUGAAUCUACCGAACCUACAUUUACUGAAUCCACUGAACCCACAUUUACUAAAUCCACUGAAUCAACCAAACUUAUUGAAUCUAUCGAAUCUACAGAAUCUAAUGGUAUGCUUGUUAAAUUCACUGAACUUACUACUUCUUUUAUAUUAAUUGAAUAUACUGAAUCUAUUGCUUCUGUAGAUUCUACGGAUUUCACUUCUGCACCUAUUGAGUUAAUUGAAUAUGCUGAGGCAAAUCAAAUGGUAAUUAGGAGUUGGUAUGAAUUUGCGGAUGAGCUUGAUAAACAGAUUAAUCAAACAUUAAGGAAUCAAAAAAAAUCUAAACAUAGAAGUUCUAAAAAAUCAGCAACAUCUGAAGUAUAUGAUAAACUUUUAAACCAUUUCACUGAUAUGACCCGUGUUGCUUUAAGAAAAAGGGUGGAAAAG